AGACGUAUGCUGAAAAAAUGAGCACUGACAUUCUGAUAAGCAAGCAGCCUUCGAUAGCUCAUACUAGUGAUAUGCUGUACAUCGCCAGCAAAGCGCGGGAAAAGUUUAGCACUUCUGUCAGCUCUAGGGACCUGGCAACUGCUUUACUAGUGGGCAAUGCUUCUACACGUCACUCGUACAUUAACAGAUGAUUCGUCCGAAGAUCUGGGCUGCAAGUGGCGGUGAGUGACCGGCUAAACCCCGCCGCUAAUGACGUUCUUAUGUACCAUUGGUGCCAUGAAAAUACUGCUUGUUAUGACAAGUGAAGGGGCGAAAUCUAAAUUGCAUGUACUCAAUAAAUGGGAACGCGAUCCGAGAGCAGCGCUGUGGGAAAAAUAAAGAGAUUAGGCAAUUGAGCGAGAAAGGAUAUCAGUGGAUAACUGGCAUGAAAAAAGGAAAAAGUGACAACUUUCCAGGGGACACAAACAUCUGAAGAGUUGGUGGAGAAAACGAGUAGAAGAAAAAUUAAGAAGGGUGCAAAAAUAGCAGCAGCAUUUUGUUGACAUGUUUUAUUAUCCAAACGUGUUGCAGCGCCACACAGGAUGCUUUGCCACUAUAUGGUUGGCUGCUACCAAAGGCACUAAAAUUUUGAAACGAGAAUACUUAAAAGUGAAUGUCAUCAACACGUGUCAACAGAUUAUGGAAUACCUUCUCCUUCAAGUUCCACCUCCACAGGUUGGCUUACCUGUACCUCGGUUUUCUCUGUACCUGUCAGCACAACUCAGUUAUGGAGUGGUGCGCGUUUAUCACCGCCAGUGUGAUCUACUUAUAGAGGAAAUGAAAAAUACUCUGGAUCGCAUUUACAAAGCUGAGAAACAGAUGAGGAUAGACAUACUCCAGCCUGAACAACAUGCCCUUCUCCCUGAUGCUCUGUCCCUUAUGGAAAUGCUGGAGGAUGCGCCAGAUCCUUUCUUUGGGAUGAUGGGAGUUCCUCCUCAGCUACCUGACCCAUUGUUUAUCCCACAGAUUCGCCAGAUUCUGGAGGCCCCAAGCCCACUGAGACGAGAGCCAAAGGCAACACCAACAAAGCCUAAGAAAGCAAAGAAUGGAGAUGGUAAAGGGGGAGAGCAUUUGACAUCUCCAGAAAGAAUAACUCUGCGAGAGGUGGAACCUAUAACCUUUCCAUCAAUUGAGCUAAUCAGAGACCUCCCAGAAGUCAGUGCUCAUGAUUUAGAGUUCCUUAUGUCUGAUCUACCUUUGCUUGAAGAGGAACCCAGAAAGAAAAAGCCAAAAGAGGACAUAAGUAAAUUAGAGACAUGGGAAGUUUUUCAGGUGCCCACCAACUCCCUUUCAGAGUCACUGGAGGAGGCACGUAGGCGAGAAGGAGAGAUACCAACAGCUGAGCUGUCUCCUACUUUUGGUCUCCCUUUAGAACCUGCCCCAGAAGCUGAUGCUGCCACUAUUCUGGAUGAAAUUACAGGAGAACCAGUUGUUGAUUUCCCAGAACUGACUUCACCAGAAAGGUUGAUUCCUGAGGAGGUUUCACCUAGUGAGCGUUUUUCUCUUCCAGCCAGCCCUCAGCUGGUGCUUAAGGAGCUGCCUGUUUUGGAACGCUCAGUUAAGCGGGAUGCUGUGCGCAGAGGUGGGCUGAUCAUUGACAAAGAGACAAAGAUUGCAGCUAAGAAAAUACAGGAGCAGAUACUAAGACCUGAUAUAUACACUCAAGCAGCGGUUCCUGUUGUGCUUCCUCCCAAGACUCCAGCCUCUUUGUUCCAGUCUCCAACCUACCAAUAUUGGAUGGCGCCAGAACUUUCUGAACUGUGGACCCGCUGUGCUCUGUUACAGCCCCUGACAUAUGCAGAGGAAAAGGAGAGAGAAGAGGAAACCAUGAGCGAAGUGGAGGCUCUCCGUGCCAUUGCUGAGCCUAGUGGUAGUCUCAUAAUGUCCUCAGAAAUCUCCCUGGAAGUGUCUGAAGAAGAGCGUUCUCGUCCUAUUUUGCUAACCCCUGAGGAGAGAAGGGCCCUGUCGGUGCAGGAGGAGAGAUUUCUCCCUAUGGUCUCAGAGAUGCCAGAACUUAUGGUUGAACUUCCAGAGACAGGAGACUUUUCCCUGGAUGAUGUACAAAGGCUGCGUACUCAGAUUGACUACCUUGGCCAAACAGAGUUUCUCACUCAUGCUCCUCACACACUCUCUCGCAUUGCAGCCUCCCGACUCUUCUAUAGCAGUCUCGUGCUUUGCACACAGCGCAUUAUUUACCUGGAACAGAGGCUGCCAUACGGCCAAAUUCUCAUCACCCCAGGGCCCCUCUACAGCCAGCACUGAGUCUCCCCCCUCUCUCCAUUCUGCAAUGAAUUCUCUCCUCCCUCUGGUAUGCAGGAAACAUAGGCACUGGGCUGCUAGGGUCGGUUUUAAAUAAACAGAAGAUUGGCAUUUUA
Messenger RNA from Xenopus tropicalis (tropical clawed frog), 2414 nucleotides. It is a transcript of the gene rec8, whose product is annotated as REC8 meiotic recombination protein. The transcript has 20 exons. Lineage: Eukaryota; Metazoa; Chordata; Amphibia; Anura; Pipidae. Bases 544 to 2301 code for a protein of 585 amino acids. Gene Ontology annotation, cellular component: nucleus; cohesin complex. Gene Ontology annotation, biological process: sister chromatid cohesion. The record is from RefSeq and is a predicted model, not a curated record.